CUUUUGAUAUUUGCGUGCUUUACUAAGUCGGAAGGUACGACAAGCAGAUAGACAGAUUAGUUCAGGCGCAGACAGAAUAAGGUGAAAACGUCUAUCAUUCAAUUCCCCACAGUUAUAACAAAUUGGCGACGGGGUUUACUUUAAUUCAGUGCAGUUAUAACAAUUGGCGACGGGGUUUACCUUAAUUCAUUGCAGUUAUAACAAGCAAACGACGACAGUUUUUAUUCUGUUCAGCGCAACUAUAUAACAUAUAAGUUCAGGCGCAGACAGAGCAAGAUAUAACAAAUUGGCGAACGGGGUUUUACUUUAAUUCAUCGCAGUUAUAGCACGCAACGACGACAGUUUUUAUUCUGUUCAGCGCAACUAUAUAACAUUUUUGACUGUGUAAAUUACAACCCAAUUAUAAUGUCUAUCUCUCUGGACGAUCUUCCGGUGACUGCAGUUGAGGUUGCCAGACACACACUGCGUGAUCCAGUUUUACAGCAAGUAUCAAAGUUCAUCCGAUUUGGCUGGCCUCCACAUGUUCAUUCAAAUGUUUUAAAACAGUUUUACCAGCGACGCAAAUCCCUAUCCAUCGUUAAUGGAUGCAUAAUGUUUGCUGAUCGUGUUGUCGUUCCAGCUAAUCUUCGUGACCAUGUGCUUCGGCAGCUUCAUAUAUCACAUCCUGGUGUUGGGAGAAUGAAGGCGAUCGCUCGCAGUUAUGUUUACUGGCCCAACAUCGAUGACCAUAUCGAAGACCUCGUUCGCAAGUGUAGUAAAUGUGCUCAAGCAUCAAAGUGUCCACGCAAGACAGAACUAUGUUCCUGGCCACGACCGGACAAACCAUGGUCCCGUGUUCAUGUUGACUUCGCUGGACCGUUCAAUAGUAUGCAUUUCUUAAUAUGUGUCGACGCGUUUUCCAAAUGGCCAGAGAUAUUUCCUAUGCAUUCUGCCACAUCAAUUGCAACAGUGUCCCUCCUACGUCAACUAUUACUGAACGUUUCGUCGACACCUUUAAGCGUGCUUAUGCAAAAGCGAAGGGGGAGGGAACAACAGAAAACAUUUUGGAUAAAUUCUUGCUGCAUUAUCGUACGAAUGAAAAAGGACAGUUAUGUGGCAGACACACAGAUCACGCUCUAUCCAGUACCACGCAAAGGUCAACUCGACAAAGAAGAGCUCCGAAACCUUUUCAAAUAGAUCCAAAAAGCAAGUCCUACACUCUUUACGGGGGGAGGUGAUAGGAUCCCACAUAUUUUGGUAUUGACUGUUUAAACUUGCAUAGAUGGUAUGUUAUCAUUCUC
Trichobilharzia regenti is the source of this 1280-nucleotide messenger RNA. The record is from the annotation of a GenBank genome assembly. Lineage: Eukaryota; Metazoa; Platyhelminthes; Trematoda; Strigeidida; Schistosomatidae.